Molecule: messenger RNA, 2235 nt
Organism: Salvelinus namaycush (lake trout)
Lineage: Eukaryota; Metazoa; Chordata; Actinopteri; Salmoniformes; Salmonidae
Product: phospholipid scramblase 1
Exons: 6
Coding region: 802-1494 (230 amino acids)
Biological process (GO): plasma membrane phospholipid scrambling
Cellular component (GO): plasma membrane
Molecular function (GO): phospholipid scramblase activity
Source: RefSeq, a predicted model, not a curated record
UUUUCCUUCCAGAAUAUACGGGUGAGUCUUCAGAGUAGAUUCAACAUUCGUAGUUUACCAUGCUUUAUUUAUCCUGGUUUGAUCGUAAAAGAUAAAUUCAUCAUUCCGUGUCAUUGUUAUAGAUUAAUAGGCUAUAGUUUAUUUUCUAUAAGUUAAACACCCGCAUCGUCCCAGAUUUGAAUUUUACAGUGUUUUACCUAUCCGUCAUUGAGUGCGUUUUAAUCUGAACCCAGACACAGGUAGAUUACUACGAACCAGUUUACUUGGUUUUUACUUUGGGACAUUCUUGAGAUGCUGAAAGCUUAAUGCAUGGGCGUAUCGCAAUGUAGGCUACUAUGACGGCUUAGUAAACGGUUUGCCAUGUUUUGUUUUCUUGCCGACUUGUCAGCUGAAACCCUUUCCCUUCCAAGAUAUAUAUAUAUAUAUAUUGCCUAUUGUCAGAGAAGAAUUGUCCGUUUAUUCUUUCACGCAUAGGUACGGUAUAUCCGUUUAUUGCGAUGAUAGUACAGUCCGCAAUAGACUACACCUGCUGACAUUCCCCAUGAGAACACCGAUUAGGCUAUUAUCCUGUUGGUUGUAUUUACAUGUGUAGUCAGUCUAUGACUAUAAAAAAAACACAAGGCUACAAUAAAACGAUACAUUAUAUCAAAUUGAGUCAUUUAUGUACGUUUUAUUUAUUUAUGUCAUUGUGUUGAUCUUGUAAAUCAACAGUAGGUGGCGCCAGAUCGCCUUUGAUUCCAUUCAUAACGUUGUAACCAUGGUUUCUAUAGUUGAAUAGCAGCUAGACCAGAUUCUAUUAAGAUGAACAUGUACCAGGUCCCCAACCCUGGCCUGCCGGGAUGCCCACCCGGGUUAGAAUAUCUAACACAGGUUGAUCAGCUACUCAUCAAACAGAAAGUCGAGUUUAUUGAAGCCCUGGCUGGCUUUGAGAGCAACAACAAGUAUGAGGUGCGUAAUGCCAUGGGUCAGAACGUGUUCUAUGCUGUGGAGGAGAAUGACUGUCUUAGCAGGCAGUGCUGCGGACCGCUACGAUCCUUCACAAUAAAAGUCCUUGACAACUUUGGACAGGAGGUCAUCACAGUCACCAGACCUCUCAAGUGCAUGUCCUGUUUCUUCCCCUGCUGUCUGCAAGAGCUGGAGGUGCAGGCCCCCCCAGGGAACACGGUAGGCUACGUGGUCCAGCAGUGGCACCCCUUCUCCCCCAAGUUCAUCAUAGAGAAUGAACACAGAGAGGCUGUGCUGAGGCUGCACGGACCCUUCUGUGGCUGGAGUUGCUUGCCUGACGUUGACUUUGAGAUAGUGACCAUGGAUGAAGUGGAUAAGAUAGGGAAGAUCAGCAAGCAGUGGACCGGUCUACUCCGUGAGGCGUUCACGGACGCUGAUAACUUUGGAAUCCAGUUCCCCAUGGAUCUUGACGUGAAGAUGAAGGCUGUGAUGAUAGGAGCUUGUUUCCUCAUCGAUUUCAUGUUCUUUGAGAGCGGUAACCAACCCUAGCAGCUGAGGAGUAGUCUACAUCUCAGACAGUCUGCACUCCUGGAGCUAUAACUUCCUGCUGGUCAUGGACAAGGUCUCAGAUAGACAUGGCACUAUGUGUGACAUAUCUUGUUGGCAUAGUAAGAACCAUAGAAAUAGAUGUACCAAGGGAUUACAGGUGAAUGUAAUGUAAUGGCCGCUGGCACUAGUUUUAGCUUCUGGGGUUGGUACACAUUGCAGCUAAACCAGUCAAACCAGGUGUGUCAGUGUCCAUUGUUCUGUAUGUAUUAAGAGAUUGUAUAUAAAGGCGUGUUCGUAUGUUUUUACAGUGUGUACAUUGUGGUUGCGUUGCCCACAACCCUCAGUCUGAUAAAGGGUUGUGUGGUACCACUUUACCCAUUUGCCACAAGUGAAAAUAAAAUGAACACCGUCUUUAUCUAAACCACUAUGCUGAAGGGAACGUGAAAAGGAAAUGAGAGAUGAAGAAAUGCUCUGUAGCUUAAAGAAGAAAUCUACAAAAACAUGUUAUAUUUUUUGGUAAAUCGGAAGACCUUAAUAUGUUCUUGUGUCAACAGUAUAUUAAGUUACUGUGCUACUGUGUUUUGCUCGAGACAUGUAGUAUUUUGAGACUUUUGAUAUUUUAUUUAUUUAUUUGUGUAUUUAUGUAACUUAAUAUUGUUUAUUGUUUUCAUGUGAUUGUAAUUUUGUUUGGAAAUUUGACAUAAUAUUCAGUAUUAAAAACAUCCUCCAGUGAUUUCUGAA